GACGUUUCCUGCUGAUGGAUGGCGAUCAAAAAUUCAACUGAACAAAAUGUCAGAAUUAUUUUAAUUUUUUAAAUAAUUUCAUAAAAAAAAUAUUAACAACUAGUUUUCAGUGCUUCAGACAAUAAUUUGUGCUAUUUACCGUUAAUUUAAAUUAAGCCCCAAACCGCCGAAAGCUUAAUAGCCACCGAAAAAACACUAAGAAAAUUAGUUGUUUUUGGACAAAUAUUACAAUGUCUGGUAAACUUUUUUUAGUUUACUUGCAAAAAACAAUAAAAAACUGGUGUAACAUGUAACAAAGCCAUUCCUAAAACUGCCCUAUCACUGUAAGGAAACUUAUAGGUAAAAUUACCAAAUCAUCCCAUUAUGGGGGCAAAAUUAAGUACUACAAAUGAGGGUUCGCAGAGCCCUAGGACCAGAGCCUUUUCUACUAGCAGUAGCACCGAAGUUGUUGCCACACCUGGAUUCAGGUUUAUGAGGUCUUUAGGCAUGGAAAAUGACAGACAAAGAGCCAGAUCCUUAUCUAGUGUUCCUGACCUUCAUGGUAGUUCAGCCCAUGACUCUCACCAUCACUCUGAGAAUGGGGGUACCAACUUGGGCACAGAGGUGUCUGUAGGCGGUAGUCCAGGAGCUGAUACAGACAGCAGUGCAGGUGAAGAGGGAGCCCAUGGUGGAGGGUUAAUUGGGCAUGCUGCUGCUGCCGCCUUGACUAGAGUUUAUGCUGCUCAUUCUUUGCCUGGCCAUAUAUGGAGUCUAAAUGGUAUCAAAUGUCCCGUGUGCAGUAAAUUCGUGGUUCCCGACGAUAUAGAAUGCCACCUGUUGAUGUGCUUGACGAAACCCCGCCUUUCAUACAACGAAGAUGUGUUAACAGACGACAAAGGGGAAUGCGUUAUUUGCCUGGAGGAACUAAGUCAAGGAGACAUUAUUGCCAGGUUGCCUUGCCUUUGUAUAUAUCAUAAAAGUUGUAUAGACCAAUGGUUUGAAGUGAACCGCUCUUGUCCCGAACAUCCAGGGGAUUAGCAACUAAAUCAGAUGUAAAUCCACUACUACAGACAGGCUGUUGUAAAUGUAAAAUACUUUGUAAAUAUUUGUAAUUGUAUAUUAGGGUAUCACCAGUUGAUUAUUACGAAUUUGAUUAAACCAGUGUGAUGAAAGGUGAUUGGUUGGUUCGUGGGGAAAAAAGACGUGCUGGUUUAACGAAACUCGAUUGCGUUUUUUUUACUGGCGAAAUUGAUGGAGACUGUGGUAUUAGUUGUGAAAUAUUAGGUUACGUUUUUUUAUUGUUAGGUAAGGUUGUGGCAGUGUAUAGUUUGACUUCGAAGACCAGUAAAUUCCUUUUUUUGAACGACUCGAAAGUUAAAUUCAUACCUAUUUUAAAAGUAUACACAACCAUAAGUAAAAACUGGGCUUGAAAGUCAUACGGUACUCGAAAAACUUUUAUUUUUGUUUCCUUUUAUUGUUUCCUGUUAUAGAGAAGUAAAAAAAAUCUAUGUAUCUUAAUAAUCAUAGCA
Molecule: messenger RNA, 1508 nt
Organism: Anthonomus grandis grandis
Lineage: Eukaryota; Metazoa; Arthropoda; Insecta; Coleoptera; Curculionidae
Product: E3 ubiquitin-protein ligase ZNRF1
Exons: 5
Coding region: 364-1017 (217 amino acids)
Source: RefSeq, a predicted model, not a curated record